Messenger RNA from Penicillium oxalicum, 441 nucleotides. RefSeq lists its product as uncharacterized. Bases 1 to 441 code for a protein of 146 amino acids. The record is from RefSeq and is a predicted model, not a curated record. NCBI's taxonomy places the organism in Eukaryota, Fungi, Ascomycota, Eurotiomycetes, Eurotiales, Aspergillaceae. The transcript has 3 exons.
AUGUCAUAUCACAUUGCAUACGAGGCCGCUCAGGCACCGCCACAUGGACCCACCAUUCUCGCCUUUAUGGAGCACUUUUACCAUCUAAGUGACACGGAGUCCUUGCAUGAGGAAUAUGCACAAAGCUUUGCUGAGGAUGCAACUCUUGUCAUGGGAUCGAAGGAGGCAAAUGGGUUUGAAGAAAUCUUGAAUCUGCGCAAAGGGCUGUGGACACACGUAGCUUCUCGUCAGCACACGCCUGAACGCAUCUUUUUCAGCGGCGAGAAUAGCAUCAUGCUUUACGGGGGAGUCACCUACCGGCUCAAGGCCAAACCGGACGAGGAUGUUUAUAUUCCGUGGGCCGGACGAGUUGUGUUUACACCUUUCAAGGAAGGGGAGCCUGUCAAGAUUCGGUUUUAUCAAGUUUAUCUGGAUUCUUCUGCACAAACAGGAAAGAAGUGA